Messenger RNA from Meleagris gallopavo (turkey), 2533 nucleotides. The record is from RefSeq and is a predicted model, not a curated record. NCBI's taxonomy places the organism in Eukaryota, Metazoa, Chordata, Aves, Galliformes, Phasianidae.
CUAACUCUUCAAUGUGCAAACUCAAUAAUAACCUCUCCCUUAUUUCGUUAUCUACCUACAGCAAAUCCUACCAGGGCAGGAGGAGGAAGGGAGUAUCCUGGCUCAUCUGAGGUGAUUCGUGAAUCCAGCAGCACAACAGGCAUGGUAGUUGGGAUCGUGGCGGCAGCAGCGCUGUGUAUCCUCAUUCUCCUGUAUGCCAUGUACAAGUACAGGAACCGAGACGAAGGAUCGUACCACGUAGACGAGAGUCGAAACUACAUCAGUAACUCAGCACAAUCCAAUGGGGCUGUAAUCAAGGAAAAACAGCCCAACAGCGCUAAAAGUUCCAACAAAAACAAGAAAAAUAAGGAUAAGGAGUACUAUGUCUGAUCUCAACAUCUAAAUGAACGCUUGUAUAGAAAUAGUCUUCAUUUUAUCUGAGACAUAAUACAAACUUAUUUACUUUACUUUUUAUGAAGCACAUUCAAAAACAAACAAAAAAGACAGGGAAUGCAAUCAGAAAGGAAAGACUGUUUUUAAAAACAAGCAUUUCAUGCUCUUGUUUUUCAGAAACAGGAGCUGAUAAAUUCCCUAACAUCCACAGUGUUUUCAUUUACUCUGCCUGUCUUUAUGUUGCUGGAACAGUUCUGAAAGACAAUGAUGGCACCACGCAUUCAUAAAGCAAGGAGUAUUACUACAACAUCAAGGCACAAUAUGAAACAAAACAAAUUUAAAACAAAACAAAACAGGAAAAAAAAAACAGAAAAAGAAGCUACCUAUGAUUCUGGAUUUAGCCAAAGUGCUAGUGCUUUCUUGAGAAGUGAGUUAGUCUUAUUGUCAGAGAAGACUGUCAUUAUAUAUGGUGACUCAACAAGCAAACAUAGACAGUUUGCCGUCUGGUGCAGUGAAGCAGUGAUUGGAAACUUGCAUUUGAAACAAAGUGCUGGCUUUUCUGAAGACUUAUGUAGAAAUACUUUCAAAAAGCCCCUUUCUGGUUGUGAGGAAAAUAGUACGGAGGCCUUAUUUUCAAAAACAAAACAAAACAAAAAAUCUGGAAUAUAAGGCACAUUUCCACAAAAAUAAAAAAUAAAAAAAGAAAGAAAGACGAGGAAACAAGAGGGCAUAGAUGCAAUCAUUGGGAAAUUUUCAUGCACGCUUAAUAUGUUAUUACAUAUGUUUAUAUAAAAACACAUCUAUAUGUGCUUUCUGGACUGUGAUAAGUGAUGUUUUAUAGCCUGUUGUAUAGAAAAUGCAAACUAUAUCCGCUCUUCAGCCAUUUUUGGUAAACUCAAUGUUAUAAGUGUUGCUAGGUAUAGAGAGUUUUAUGACAUCUGGAGCAACAGACAUACUUCAUUUUUUUUGCAGCCAUUAUAAAUUGUCACAGACUUUUUUUUCCUUUGAUUUUUCUUUUUCUUUUUUUCAUUUUAAUUUACAGUGUAGUGGUUAUACUAAGGGGGACGUGUAUGAAUGUAUAUAAGAGUCAGCUAAUUUUUUUCUUACCUGUACAGCCUCUAUUCUGUUGCAAUUAAGUUCUCGUAGUUUGUAUGAAAGAAGUGGACUAGAAAGCAAAAAUAUAUAUCUAUUGUAAUUUUUCUUCUCCCUCCUAUCCCCAUCUCUCGCUCCCGAUUAUGCAUCAGUGAAGUUGAUCAGAAUAGCCAAUUUUCCAAAAAUAUACUUUCAUUAAUUAGCUAAAUAUUUAGAGACUGGUCUUUGGCUUACAGUCAGAGCUUCACUAUUGAAGAGCAUGGUUUGCCUUACAGGAACCACUUCUUACAAAACGAUGAGAAUGAUGAGUUUCUUGAGAAUCUUAGGAAGUAUCAUAUAGUGUUGAUCUGGCAUUCAGUUUUACGAACAACAGUUACUUCAGCAUUGAAUGGUAUAAGAUCUACAAAGACCCAUUUUAAUUAUCCAGGCUGAAUCUACUGCAGAAUUUACCCCUUUCUCCGAAAGAAAUAAUGUCGAGGUGCACGAUAGUGUUUUUCAAUGGUGGGCAUUUUGACACAUAAAAAAUAUUAUUUAGCUAAGUUGAUUGUGCAGUAUUGCAAGGCAUCAUAACCAGAUAAAUAUAAGUUCAUCAUGUUUUAAAAUAAUAGCUUUUCUCGCAUAUAUAAAGCAUUAAUGCAUUUUAGUUAAAUGUAUUAAAUCUAAUGCUAUAAUUUACAUGUUAAAGGGUUGUUUUGAUUUUUUUUUUUUUUACAGUAUUGUUUUGUUAGGUUCACAGCAAUAAAUCAUAGCGUAACAUUUUAUUUACAUGGAAGUUCAAAGGGAAUACAUUAGACAGAAAGAGGGUAGUUUGAUGGAAAUCAACCAAAUCAUUGGAAGGCCUCCUGAGACGGAAUAUAGAUGUUCACACUUUACAGGCAGGAAGAAGGAAUAUAAAAUCAGCUUUAAACAGCAGGCACAAAACUGGUACAGCUAUCUGUCUGGGAGUCAGAGCACUUUAAAAAUACAUGUAGCUGACACAAAAAUGCCUCUUUUGAAGGUUGCCAACCACAACAAGGUGUGUUAUGUUCUAUUUAUGAAAUGAUUUUUUUUUUUUUCUUUUCAGAGAAAU